Paramecium octaurelia is the source of this 3247-nucleotide messenger RNA. The record is from the annotation of a GenBank genome assembly. NCBI's taxonomy places the organism in Eukaryota, Ciliophora, Oligohymenophorea, Peniculida, Parameciidae.
AUGUUUGAUUUUUCUGAAAGUUUAAUUCGAAAUAAUUUUCAGGACAAAGAAAUCAAAGGCCCAAUUCAUCAUCUGUUAAACAAAAAGACAGCGCUGCAAGAAAGUGAUAAUUAGGGAAGAAGCAUUAAUACCUUUAUGAUCCCAGACAAUAUGAUGUUAUAAAACACUCCUCCUCUGACUCCUAAAAAUGGAGAUAAAUAUAAAACUGUAGGACCAAGAUAGUCUGAAUUUCAAUCUGCAUAUGAAAUAGAUGAAAUUGAGUCUGAGAAAGAGAGCAAACCUUAAUUUUUGAGAUUAAUCAUAGCUAAAAGUUUACAAAACAAUUUUAUAAACAACCUUUGGAAUAAAUCAUAUCUAAGGAAACUGCAUCAAUUAUCUGCUUAUUAAAUUGAAUAGUUAGAUGAUUUGUAAUUUGAAUAGGACGGAUUUUCAAAUAUUGCUUAUCCAAAUUAGAGGUCAUUAAUUCAAUCUCUCGCUUUCUGGAACUUAAUUGAUGUAUUUACUCCUUAUAGCAAAUUCAUAGUGAUUUGGGAUGUGUUCCAAAUCCUGACUUAUAUCAUGAUUUUCUUUUGGUUACCUUACAAGAUCUCUUUUGAAAUUUAUUACAUAAGUGAAUUAUUUGAUGGGGAUAGAGGCAGUAAGACUAUUGAAAUCGUGCUCCUCUCUAUUUUGUCUCUUGACGUAGUGGUUGGUCUCAAUCUGGCAUUUAUUUACAAGGGACAAAUCAUCAAAGAUAGAAAAAGAGUAAUAAUCAAUUAUUUUAACUAAUAUGCAUUUGUAGAUUUAGUAAAUAUUACAUUUUAUUUAUGGUCUCAUUAUCCACAGUUUCAGCAUAGCUCUUUAUUCCGUACCUCAGUUCGAAAGACAGCAAUAUGCUAAUUUUAUAAAUAGUACUGGGUGCAAUAUUCUACAUACUCAGAAUAACAAAAAUCAAUAAGAUUUUAGCAUAAAUCUAAGAGUAAUCAUAGUUUUAUCUAGAUUUUUUAACCUCAAUGGAUCUCUUAAUGACAUGGUUGGUCUCAUGAAAUUGCUCAUGAUAAUAAUAUUUAUAGCUCACAUUUGUGGAUGCACAUGGCAUGGCAUAGCACAUUAUACCAGUAAUUAUACUUGGUUGGAUGCCUACAACUUAAGAGAGAAAACAAGUAGUACUCGAUACAAUUACUCAAUAUAUUGGGCAACCAUGACAAUGACAACAGUAGGUUAUGGAGAUAUUACAGCUCAAAAUAACCAGGAAUUAUUAAUGAAUAACAUUACUAUGUUUGUAGCUAGCAUAGUUUUUGCUUAUUCUGUUAAUAGCAUAGGAAUUUUUGUAUCUAAUAUGUACAAAGGAACAAUGGAAUACAGCAGGACAGUUACUUUGAUUAAUACAUUUAUGUCUAAGAAUAAAAUUCAAUUUGAUUUACAGACUAGAAUAAGAAGUUAUUUAGAGUACAUUUGGUAGGAAGAAUAAGAAAUGAAUGACGAUGAGGUUGGUUCAAUUGUUAAAAAGUUGAGUAGACAUCUUUAAGAUUAAUUGUAAUAUCAAUUGCGAGGUAACAUUCUUAAGAAUUGUAAAAUCAUAAUGAAAUUGUUUUCUGAAUAAUUCCUCAAGAAUCUCCUUUAAUCUAUGGAGGAAUUGUCAUUUAGUCCUGAUGAAAGAAUAAUUACAUGCAAUUAAAUAGAUGAUUGUUCUUUAUAUAUAAUUACUAAAGGGGAAGUAGAAUUAAUAUUCUCCGGGAAAAAUUAGUUAGGAGACAUGAUUAAGAGAAACUCGAUCAAAAUACUCAAGUAAUAUUAAUCUUUUGGAGAGGUUGCAUUUUUUACUGGAAAUCCUAGGACAGCUACUGCAAUUUCUAAAGGAUUUACAAGGGUAUUUAAAAUAAAAAGAGAAAACUUUCUGGCUAUUUUAUAAUAGUUUCCAAACGAUUACGAAAAGUUUUGUGAUGCAAGAGAUAGAUUAAUUAACAAUGAAUUCUCUUCUCUAUAAUUAAAUUGCUAUAGUUGUAACAGUAAUAGACAUCUUAUAAAUAACUGUCACAUUUUACACUUUUGUGCUGACUAUGAAAAGAUACUAAAGAAAGAAUUAUUUCCAGUAGAAUAAUAAAGAAGUCUUGUAUUUAGCAGAUCAAAGAAAACUAAAGAGGCUUGUGCAUUUACAAUGUAGAAAUUCUUUUCAGGAAGGGCCCAUGAUCUGAUUUAGGAUAUGUAUCAAUAGGAAAAGGGUGGUACUGAUAUUGAAGAUGGAGAUUCACAUACAUUGCCUAUAAAUGAUGCAUAUGAAAACAAUGAUGAAGAUGAUGAUGGUAAAUACAUAAUUUUAUUUCUAGAUUUACCCUCUUCUAUAAAUCAACAAAGAAGUUACUCUGCAAGUCUGAGUAAGGCAAGUUCAAAAUUACAAUAAUAAUAACAAUAGCAAUAACAAAUAGAAAUUGAAGAUUAAGAAUUAGACAAUAAAGGAUAUCAUCGUAAACUAUGUCCUCCAAGAUAGACUGUUUAAACAGCUGGAUUUGGUUAUGACCCAAAAAAAAAAGAAAGUAUUAUAUUAUGAAAAUGUAAUAGUUGCAUGGAAUGUAGAGAAAUUGAGUGAUUCCUAAAAUUCAUCAGAAGGACAAGACCAAGUCAUUCCUCUCUUGUCGCAUCCUUUAUCAACAUCAAAUGAAUUAAUUAAUAAAUACUAAUCAUCAAAGAAACUACUCUCAAGAAGUGGAUCUGCAGAUGAUCCUUCUUACAUUCAUCCAGAAGUUCGAAAUUCUAAAUAGUAAGUGCAUUCAAAAAAUCAAUCCGAUCUUGAUCGUCAUACUGCAACAAGGGAACAACCUCGAAAGAUAACAUCAAGGACAAGAACACAUAAUGAUGACCCAACUUUGAUUACGGAUAAUCUAACUUAAAAUAAUGCAUGUCAGUUAUAGCUAGCUCCAACUAUUACUGCUAUUUUCUAAGAAUUUGAUAAAAUGAGCAUCUUUUAGUAUUAUCAGCCUUUCAAUAAUUAUGAUGCUGUUAUCAAAAGGUAUCAAAUGUUCAUUAUUCAUUAAGAUAUGCAAGGGCAUAAAAAUUCUUUGGUAAAAAGAGAUUAUAUCCUGAAAGUUCUCUUUACUCAUUUUACUUUAUGGCUAUUAAGAAAGGAUUUAAAUUGAGAAAAUUAGGACAACAAUCUCCCAUUGGAUUACAAAGAUUCGCUUGUGGUUUUAAAUUAAUAAAAAGAUAACCUAAAAGAAUGAGAUAGCCUACAUUAGCAGAAUAAAGUGAAAUUUUGUUUUAAAUUAAAUGA